GACAUUAACACCCACAUGAGAUAAGUAUUUUUACAGUAAUCUGUGUAGGCACCAGGAUGAGCUUCCAUGUGGUGACUGUCAGAUUUGUCGCCGAGAAGAACUGUUUCGUCGCCCUUCCGCCAGAUGUUAGCAAGUCUGCAUCAAAAGAUGGAGAGGUUAGUAUAUUUGAAUUGACAUUUGGAGACGAUUCGAAAGUGUUCGUGAGCUGGUCAGGGGAGGUAAUCAGAACAAACACUGGAACAGAUGGCGUAUUACAAGUGAAUGGUCUGUACGGCAGCAAGCUAGGACUGAAGGAUGGAGAUCAGGUGAUUGUACGACACACCCCAGGUGUCCAUGGAGCCACACAAGUGUCCGUGGAGCCGCUCACCACUGAUGAUUGGGAGAUACUUGAGAGACAUGCAGGCUACAUAGAAAGUCAUCUGUUGGACCAAGUGAGAGUCGUGUGGAAAAGUCAGAUCUUACCUGUGUGGGUGGAGAAAUCUACCUGUGUUUUCCUUAAAAUAGGUACUGUUGACCCGGAUAAAAACUGUGUGAUUCUGAAAAAUGAAACAGAAGUGAUUGUGUCGCCAAAGGUCAGAAAUACUGGAAACACAAACAUGACAAACAGUGGAACAUCUACCAAGUCCAGCCAAUCACGGGAGUCCUUCAAAGGUCAUUUCAAAAGGUUAUCAAGCAACAGCGGUCAAAGUGAUGACAGUAAACACAGCUCAAAGGCAGGGAGUCGCCGAGAUUCCUCAGACGGUGGAGGGCCUUCGUCAUCAUCAGAAAAUGGAUCACCAUCACGAUGGGGCUGGAAAGAACUUGUACCAUGGAUAUUAGGGGUACAAAAAAUUAAUCAAAAGUUACAAAGCCUGUCUGCUAAUUUAGAACGUAAUGAUUUGGUUCAAAAACCUGACAAGUUUCCAGCGGGCAUAAACUUUGUACUGCGUGUCCAGUCACUGAAAGUAACCUAUAAUAUACUGGCGAAAAGUUUGAAGGACAGUUUCAAAGAUGAAUUGUCUGACUCAAAUGAGAAAUCUCUGUUUCUUCAGCAGCCUGCAACAGUAUUUGUAGAUCAUCAAGACAUUCAAGAACAAAUUAACCGAGAACUUAAAGAAAUUCCAACGUUUUUCUACGCACGAUUGUCAAAACUCACCACGCCAAAAGAGGAAUUUGAUAAGCAAGUUAACACCGCGAAGAAAAGCAAAGAUGAAGAACCCUCAGACAGUAAAAAUCCUCAGAAAAAAUUAAGUGGCUCAACAAACUCGAUGUCAUCAAGUGGUCGAUCGGAUAAAGAAAGUAAGAUUGUGAGUUGCUAUGUCAGAGUUGUCGUCAUUGAUAAUAAGAAGAUGAGCUGCGAUAAAAAUUACGAACAUAUGAUUUUAACACUGUUACAAGAACAGCAGUGUAUACCGGGUCAUGUGAUCAUAAAUAGCUUGUUACGGCGACUGUUGGAGCUCGAUGUGACGAGGAAGGUGUGGUUACAGACUGUAGCUCCACCCCAGUCUAGUAACGCCCCCUACCAACUAUAUCCCGUGGGAUCUGUGCCGAGUCAGAUGUCAGGAUAUAUGAUUGUAAAAGCAUUUAUCAACUGGCUGAAAUAUUCUACAGACAAGAGCAUGCCACUGGUGGUGUUUCCGGGAGUAAUGGUGAAGAUACCUCUGUUUCAUUCGGUCUCUAUGGAGCUGCAGGUGACUUAUACGGAGAAUGCUGAACAGCCACUGGCCGAUUGUUUCCGGCUACUGAGCAGCGAGGACAUAGAAAGAGUGUCCAUCUCGGCCAGCACGAACUACAAGUCCUCUAUGGACAUCAAGCUACCUUUCCGACCCAUGCUUAUCUACUCUGACAUGUAUGGGGACGUAGCAGACUUUGAUCCCUCCGUACCUACUAAAAUGCUGAAGAAUUUAGGAGGAUUUACAGAAUACGCAGAACAAGCUAUCCGCCACAUAGAGAUCUGUUUGGGAAGUAAACCAUUAAGUCACAAAAUGUUCAAGAUGACCCACCCUGGAAUCAGAAAUGGAAUGCUCCUGAUCACAGGGUCAAAAGGUUGUGGGAAGAGUUCAUUGGCACGUGCUAUUUGUAGGAGGGUGGCUGAGGUGCCAAAUCUUGCCUAUCUCUCACAUGUGGAUUGUAAGCCACUAAGAGGUAAGUCACCAGACAACAUCCUGAAGCACCUGACCAUUUUAUUUGAGGAGGUCAUCUGGCGCCAACCAGCGGUCAUCCUGUUUGAUGACCUUGAUCAUGUGAUGCCAGCGCCAUCUGGUCCGGAGGCUGAGAUGAGCGCAGAGAGUAUUUAUGGGUCAAGGGUCGCUGAAGUGUUACGAGAUUUACUGAGAAAGGAGAUCAGUAACGGAAGUCGGAUAGCUGUCAUUGCGACCAGCCAAUCACGUAACUCCUUACAUCCUUUGCUGACUUCGUCCCGAGGCACACAUUUUGUCCAGUCGGUCAUCAAUAUACGUCCACUAAACAAGGAAAAAAGAAAAGAUAUUUUAAAGACAAUCAUCCGAACAAGGGUUUCCGAGGCAACCUUAGAUAAGAUAGAAUGGGAUUGGCUGCUAUGUAAGACAGAGGGGUUCGUUGCUAAGGACCUUGACACCCUCGUAAGCAGAGCCAUCCACGCUUAUACCCUUCACGGCAGAAGGGAUGUAUUUCACACUGAUCACUCCGACGAAGAGUUUAAUCUAGAGAUGAUCGACUUUAAACAUGCCAUCAUCGGGUUUACUCCGGCCUCCAUACGAAACGUGCCCCUCCACACUACAGGGGAGCUUGGCUGGGAGGAUGUAGGGGGUUUGACUGAGGUGAAGUCCAUCCUGAAGGAAACUCUACUACUCCCUAGUAAGUACCCAGAAUUGUUUGCAUCCUGUCCCCUGAGGCUGAGGUCUGGACUUCUUUUGUAUGGAGCUCCAGGGACAGGGAAAACUCUCCUAGCUGGGGUCGUGGCCAACGAGUGUGGCCUCAACUUUAUCAGUAUUAAGGGUCCAGAACUGCUUAGCAAAUACAUUGGAGCUAGUGAACAAGCUGUCCGAGACACGUUUAUAAGGGCUCAAAGUGCCAAACCUUGUAUCCUGUUCUUUGACGAAUUUGACUCCAUAGCUCCGAGGCGUGGUCAUGACAACACAGGUGUGACGGACCGAGUGGUCAACCAGCUUCUGACCCAGCUGGACGGUGUAGAAGGACUAGAAGGUGUAUAUGUAUUGGCUGCAACCAGUCGUCCGGACCUUAUUGAUCCCGCACUCCUGCGUCCCGGACGUCUGGACAAGUGUCUUCAAUGUCAACUACCCAACAAGGAGGAAAGAUUGAAGAUUCUCCAAGCGUUGACCAGAAAUAUUACCCUUGGUCCUGACGUCAAUCUACAAUAUUUUGCCGACGAAUGCGAACAUUUUUCUGGUGCAGAUUUGAAAGCUUUGCUCUAUAAUGCUCAACUUGAAGCUAUACAUGAAAUUACGGGUCGUCUUGUAAAGGGAGAUAGCCAGGGUUCUUCACCGAAGAAGGCAAUAAGUGAUUCGGCUUUACGGUCACAACUAGACGCUCACCACAAAAAGAUUGACCUCCAGAUUACCAAGGUCGCCCUGCGGGAUCGGCGGCCAUCUUGGAGUUCUCUAGUCACAUAUAUACCGAAACUCGAGGAAGGCAUAGCAGAUGUCAGUGAAGAAAUGGAAGAGAAGUUAAAUUUCCAGGUGGAUCAAAUCAAAGCGAGGCUGAAGGUAAAUAAGUCACUGGAGCGUGUCAGUACAGCAGAAACUUUGUUCUCACCCGUGGCCACCUCCAAGUCUCCGAUGGUCCAGAUAAGUCGCGCACAUCUGACGACAGCUCUGACCAAAACAAGGCCGUCGGUUUCAGGAGAUGAACGAAACAAAUACCAAAGAAUAUACAGGAAUUUUAUGACAUCACGUGGUGGAAACUUUGGUCCCCAGAUACCAGACCUGGCACAGAUACAGACAUUGGCCUAACUAAAACUGUAGUGUUACAGAAUGUCGGAUCUGUGACGAGGAACACAAACUUUGGUCCACAGACACCAGAUCUGGCACAGAUACAGACGUUGGCCUAACUAAAACUGUAGUGUUACAGAAUGUCGGAUCUGUGACGAGGAACACAAACUUUGGUCCACAGAUACCAGACCUGGCACAGAUACAGACAGGGGAUAAAGAGGAUUUGGUAGUCGUGGUAUAUCUAGUCUGGACUUGUGUGAGGAACAUUAGAUGUGUGUUCCAAAGAACUGGAAAGAAACUUGGAGAAUGGUUUGUUUAUUGAGGGACAUAGAAAUGGAGGAUAUUGAUAGGGAUGUAGGAACCAGUCACAUGUAAUGGGAAAUAUAGAUCAUAGGGAUGUACCUUACACACCUAGCUGGAUAUUCUGAUUGAGGGACCUAGCCACAGGGCUCUGAUUGAGGGAUCUAGCCACAGGGCUCUGAUUGAGGGACCUAGCUGCAGGGCUCUGAUUGAGGGACCUGGCUGCAGGGAUCUGAUUGAGGGACCUAGCCGCAGGGCUCUGAUUGAUGGACCUAGCCUCAGGGCUCUGAUUGAGGGACCUAGCUGCAGGGCUCUGAUUGAGGGACCUAGCCGCAGGGCUCUGAUUGAGGGACCUAGCUGCAGGGCUCUGAUUGAGGGACCUAACUUGAGUUAGAAUUGAGAGACCUAGCUAGGGUUUUAACACUAAACAAGCAUUGUAUAAGAAUAAGAAAAUGAGGCCAUAUUUAAGCUUCAGAUUAUUUCACCAUCCGACAGAAAGGAAAUGUCCCUGUAAUGUUAGCCAGUAAAUUGAUGAAGGUCUCAUUUAAAACUGGCCGAUGUUUUCUGUGUCGUUGUAAACCGUGUCACUACAGGACGAUAUACUCGCAUGAAGGCAUAAUCUUAUAGAGCUAUUGAUUAUUAGUUUGUUUUGUGUUUUUUUCUGAAAAAAAAAUUGGAAUGAGGUGCAAUAUGAUCAAUUUACAAAAGAUUAAUACUUAAAAUCUUUUCAACAACAAAUUGUAAACUGUCUCUGGAAUGUGUGAUUGUAGCGUUGUAUACUAACACCAUAGAAGAGCUGUUAAUAGCGUCAAACUUGAUAAUAUAUCUUCACAUUUAAUAUUAAUAUUUUGUUCAGUACAACAGUUCUCCUGUAAAAUUUCAUCUUUCGCCAGCUAACAUUCAAGUAAUUUUUUUUUAUGUGAGUUUGAAUUUUGUAUGAGAUUGAUGAAAUCAAAUUUAUUGAAUUUAAUUAAAUGAAAAAUUUAUGAUGAGUUUGAGAAUGUUUAUAAGCUGUCUUAGUGAAUUGAAAUUAAAGUUUUCUGAAAAUUUCACACAAAUCUCAUAAAAAAUACUGUUUAAAGUUGUUUUAACUGUAAAAGAAAACAACUUACAACAUUGUCUUUUUUCAUGUGUUUAUCAAAGUUAAAAACUCUGCCGUAUUGAUCUUAAUUGACUCUCUAUUUCAUCUUCACUGACAUAUCAUCUGUCACAUCAUUUCAUUGUCAUGACAUCAUAGUAGGUCAAGGUCAACAGAGGAAACCAUGGCUGCAGUUAUCACAUGUAAUGUAUAUAGGACUUACUAUAUUUGAUCACAAAAAACAUUGUCUGUUUCAUUUAAAUAACUAUGUAAUGUGUAUUGAAAAAUUGUAGAAAAAUUUCUUUUACCCUGAAUAUUACGUAGGAAAUGUGUUAUUAAAGCUCACCUGGCCUGAAGGUUGAGCUUACAAAUAGGCGAAAUAUAGUAAAAAAAACCUUUAAGAUCCUUCUUCUUUAAUAAUGACAUUAUCACGAGAGACAUCUUAAAAAAAGAGGAAAAUGUUUGUGAUAUAACUUAUAUGAAAAUAUUUUGCCUUGAUUACCAGUUGAGCGAUGCAGGCCCUCUGUGCCUCUUUUCUGUAUUUUGAAUAUAAUUGUGACAGCGAAAACAAAACAAUGGAAAGUGUUUUUCACUAAAUUAAUUCAUUCACGUUUGAGAGUUGUGUCCCAGAAAACUGGACAUCAUAUUCUUCAUGUGAAUGUCAUAGAUUAUAUGAUAUUAAUCAUUAAUAAAGUAUAGAAACUAUUAACUAUAUUUUGCAAUUAUGAUGAAAUUAUAUUAAUUUAUGCUAAGGCCACCCUUAAAAAUAUCUUGGUUUGUUGUAACCCGACCAGGGGGUCCUACAUAUGGGUAGUUAGGUAGGGACUGUAACCCGACCAGGGGGUCCUACAUAUGGGUAGUUAGGUAGGGCUGAAUUUCUUUUUACUUAGAUCUUUUGAACAGAUUUUCAACCUUUAAUACAAAACAAAUCAGAAUAUUGAACUCAUUAUUUGUUUUGUUUUCUUAAACAUAAGAAACACACACCAACCUUAUUUGAGUUAGGGACAUGUAGUCUCAAUCCUUCACAGCAACUUCCGCACAUAAAUAUCCAGAACGGUCAAAUCGUUAAAAACAUGUUUUAUUUUCUUCUGGGUCGGGUGGGUUAUGCUAAACCAACUAUAUUUUUAUUUUGGCCUAAUCGCUCGUUGGUCUCACAUGGCCUCUUGCGAUGGUAAUAAACUAGAGUACACAGGACAACUCACAUGGUCCGGCAGCUGACACCCGGACCUUUUCAUGUCCCCCGCUAUUGGAUGUCCUAUCACUAUACAGUGUACUGACAGAGUGAGAUGAAGGGAAGUAACUCUAAUAUAUCAGAAUGGUCCGAUUAGGGAAUCAUAUCCAUGUAACUAAGUUAAAAUUAAGUGCCAGAUUGUCGAGAUAUAACAGUGGUCACCUUAUGUCACAGUUUUGGUAACAUAUUAUUUUGAAAUAUGUUUAGCAUAAUACUUUUGUAUCCUUAAAGACUUUCUCACUAAAAUCAAAAUUACGAUAUGCCAUUUUAUAGUAUGUAGGACUCUUUCUGGACUGGACAUCGUUUUUGUGAUUAUAUGCAUUCCUGCAAAAAAGUGUACAGGUCCAGAAAUUUAGUUUCUGGAUAGGCGAGUAUACUUUCCUGAUGAUAAGCUCUUGAUGUUUUUUUAAAUUUUUUUUUGUUAGAAGAUUUACUGAAUGUGUAGUAUUUGAUUUGUUUUAUAUUAAAAAGUUUGUUAUAGGUAUCGAGACAUGCUGUAAAACAGAUUUUUUUUCCCCAACAAAGUCAUAAUUAUGUCUAUUGGAGACCAUUGAUCCACGAAAUCAAGUAUAGGAAAAUCAAUAAGCUUAAAAGAAAAAAAUUCAUAAAAUUCCAGCUUCACAAAAAUAAAUAAUUUAGAAGUAUAUUAUAUACAGGGUAACAUUAGAUCAUUUAUGUUAUUAAACCUUAUGUUUGGAUUUAAUUUUUAGUUUUUGAGAAUAAUUUGUGAACGCUAUAAGAUGGCUAUAUUGCCGUGAUGACGAGGUAUAUAAGAAUAUUAAGUUAUUAUUAAUUUUGUUUUAAUUUUGUACUUUUGUAUUUUUUUCAUAGCAGUUUAUUUCACCCAUUCUGUUGUUCUUAACUUGUGUAAAUGUAAGGUUUUGUCUACUCAACAAUAUUAUGUUAGAUAAACCGGUGUUUUUUCUCCGGGUACUCCGGCUUUCCUCCACCUCCAAAACCUGGCAGGUACUUAAAUGAUAGUGGCUGUUAAUAAGACGUUAAGCAAAAUAGACCUAACUAAACCAUAACAGUACAUUUGAGGAUACCCAAGUGGCCAUGGUUUUUAGUUCCCUGCCGUUUGAAAAACGGGGGGACUUUAGGUUUACCGUCCGUCCGUCCAAAACUUGGUAUACAUGAUCAGUAUAACAUGUAGUUGUGCAUCCCACAUUUUUU
Pecten maximus is the source of this 7690-nucleotide messenger RNA. RefSeq names its product peroxisome biogenesis factor 1-like. The coding region runs from base 57 to 3929 and encodes 1290 amino acids. Gene Ontology annotation, molecular function: ATP binding; ATP hydrolysis activity. Lineage: Eukaryota; Metazoa; Mollusca; Bivalvia; Pectinida; Pectinidae. The transcript is spliced from 20 exons. Gene Ontology annotation, cellular component: peroxisomal membrane; peroxisome; cytosol. Gene Ontology annotation, biological process: protein import into peroxisome matrix. The record is from RefSeq and is a predicted model, not a curated record.